AUGACCGAUAUGGAAACGUUCUACAAGGAGGGCCUCAAAGAAGUCGAGCCGAAGCUCAUUGGUCCGGAGAAUUUCUCUCUUUGGAAGAAUAACUUGUUCAUGGAGAUCCACUACGAGCACCCAUAUGUGUGGAAGUUAGUCAACGAGGGCGACGAGGCAGUGAAGAAGGAGGUAAAAGACUUCGAAAAGGUGAAAAAGGAGGCAGACGAGAUCCUUGACGCCAGAGUCAAGAGCGGUGUUGACGAGUCCCUCAAGGACGCGGAGCCUUUCAAAAACACCAGGAUCACCACAGACAACUUUUCGAAGGAGAUCGACUCGAGGUUCAGCGAUGCUUCGCCCGAGAACAGAGCCAAGGCGUUGAUCUACUGGUUUUCAGCCAUGACAGGAAAAACAAGAAAGGUGCAAGACAAGAGCCAGGACAUGAUGCUGAAGUUUGUGUUGCUUGUGGAUGACUACGAGGAGCUUCUUUUGGAAGUGUACUUCCACUAUGAGAUCCCGUUUGAUGUUUUCGUAAAAAUGCUUACUGAUGGGCAAAAGUUUCAUGAAAAGAACAAAGACCCAUCCUGGAUUGCGCAGGAGUUGGUAAUUGAAUAUGAAAAGACAAACACCUUGAAACAGAGGUCCACGCCUAUCAAAGCAGCUCGCUGGGUGGCUCCUUCCACUGCCUACGGUAAACCUGGAGAGCCAAUUGACUACAUGUCUCAUAGUAGAGUCCAUUUCGAGGAGAAUGCCGUGGAUAAGUUGGGCGACUACGAGCCUAACCCAGAAAGAACCUUCAGGUUGAAGUUUGACGACAGCGGAGUCGAGAAGUAA
Molecule: messenger RNA, 813 nt
Organism: Candidozyma auris
Lineage: Eukaryota; Fungi; Ascomycota; Pichiomycetes; Serinales; Metschnikowiaceae
Exons: 1
Coding region: 1-813 (270 amino acids)
Source: RefSeq, a predicted model, not a curated record